GGUAGAGCCUCCAGCUCCAAAUAUAGAUACCCUUCUCAAAAGUCCUUUCUCUCUUGUAUAUAUAGACCCCACACCUCCCCUCCAACACCCUCUUCUUCCUCCUACGCUUCAUUGUCCCCACACCACACUUCUCUCUUUCUCUCUCUAGUUCUUCUCUUCUCUCCUCUCUACAUAGAGAGAAAGCAAGAGCAGGGAGGCCGGCCGGCCAUGGGGUUCCCGUCGGUGUGCUACUGCGUGAUCCUGCCACAGCCGCUCGUCCUGGUGCUGCAGCUGCUCGACUUCCUCAGGCACGCCGUCCUGCUCUGCCUCUCCUCGCUCGGCCUAGCGGCGCCGCCGGCCGCCGACGACCACCCGGCCUACGCGGCCCCGCCGCCGGACCUCUGGGCGCUGCCGCCGUCCCUGCAGGCGGCCGCGGUGGCGGCGCCGCCGGCCGCCAUCAAGGCCCGCCUCCCCGCCGUCCGGUACUCCGACCUCCUCAGGACCCGGCGCGCGGCCACGCCGGCGGUGUGCGCGGUGUGCCUGGGCGCGCUCGAGGCGCGGCACCGCGUCCGCGAGCUCGGCAACUGCGCGCACGCGUUCCACAAGGCGUGCAUCGACAAGUGGGUCGACAAGGGCCAGGACACCUGCCCCCUCUGCCGCGCGCUCCUCCUCCCCGCCGACGCCGACGCCGCGACGCUCGCCUCCUCCUCGUCCUUCUCCUUCUGACCUCGCGCAGGCACGCCCGCUCCAAUCAAGAACCGAAGCCGCCACACCCAACCGGCAGCCACCGCCGCCGAUUGAGGGCCAGGUCAGUAACUCGCGCGGUAUAAUAUAGUCACCUAGGCUGUCGUCCAUCCAUCCAUGGAUCCAAGCUUUCUUGGAAGAAAUGAAAUGGAGGAGAGAGAAAGAAGAGAGAGAAGACAGCUUGAAGUGGUGGAUUAUUACUAAGUAGGUGAGGCGCUAAUUAUGAGGAGGACAGGGAUGGCUACCUGCAUUGGAUCUGGUGAAUGAGUGAACCGAGCCCAAUGCAUCCAUUCCAGAUGCUGCUGCUUGCUUGCUCUCUUCCACUCCAAUUCAUCACACCCUUUUUUUCUUGUAAUUUUUCCUUUUUUGAGGGUUCCCUUAUUAUUGUUAACUUAAUUUGUGAGGGGAAUCAAGCGCGAGACAUGUACAUAGCUGCCUCCACUUGACAAUAUUGGUAGAAUAAUAAUUUUCUCUCA
Phragmites australis (common reed) is the source of this 1199-nucleotide messenger RNA. RefSeq names its product brassinosteroid-responsive RING protein 1-like. The record is from RefSeq and is a predicted model, not a curated record. The transcript has a single exon. Lineage: Eukaryota; Viridiplantae; Streptophyta; Magnoliopsida; Poales; Poaceae. Gene Ontology annotation, molecular function: ubiquitin protein ligase activity. Gene Ontology annotation, biological process: protein ubiquitination. Bases 208 to 705 code for a protein of 165 amino acids.